AAGAAAGUACUUAAAGUUUUUGUCAUUUCAUUUUCUUAUUGUUUCUUAUAUAAGAAUAAAAUGUAGUUUUGGAAAAAUGGUAGUGUUUCUAUAUAUUGCUGUAUUACUUCAAAUUUUUGCACACGCAGUAACUGGCAAAUCGAAAAGCGUCAACUUGGCUCUCGAAACAGUACUAGAAUUUGACAAGUAUAAUCUGGACUCUGACGUAAAGAUCAUAGAUAAUGUACAAAAGUUCCUAUCAAACGUCCGAAAUGUUCUUCAUGCGAAUACAAACAACAGUGGACGUCGAAUGGGCACACCUUAUUUACAAUUCACUGAUUUUCUGUAUUCUUGUAUAGAGACUUUAAAAACUUAUGAUGACGAAAAUUUACAAAAGUUUGCUGAGUCCUUUGAUGAAGAAAUUCGCAAAUAUCAUUACAAAGGAUGUAAGUUUUAUGAGCUCUUAGAGAACAACGACGCCAGACAGUACAUAUCUCGUAAAUUUGAAGAAUUCCGAAAUCAUCCACCCAAAAAACUAAGAAAGGUACUAAAUAAAAUACAAAAGAAGCUUCAGAAUACUAAAAGUCAAAAGGUAAAAGCGAUUAUUAAUCUUAUCAAUUCGUUAUACAGACUCGACUCUCAAAGUAAAUUUCAAACAUUUAUUGAUAAUUUAGAAACCUAUAAAACAAAACGUAAGAAUGCGAUCUCAAUCGAUCUUAAUAAGAUAAUUAAAAACGGUAUAAGAGCUUUGAUAUUUGAUCAUUAUACAAAUUUAAAUCCAAAUGUACGACAAGAUGUGAAAUUUCAAGUGAGUAGCUUUAUAAAUACUGAUGAAAAACCCAUUGAACGAAAUGAUAUUACAACACCUACAUGGAAUUCACAUCACAAGCAACCAACAACGGAAAAUGAGAAGAAUAGCGAGCGAAUUGGUUCAGAACGACACACAUAUAAUGAGAAAAGGGAAGACGACAUUGAGAAACAUAAACAUAGUAAACGACUACAUCAAGAAAGGGAACACGACAUCGAAGCAGAUGUGACAAACAAAUGGUUACUUGAAGAGGUAACUACAGUAAAAUAUAUUAAAAAGAAAAAGCACAGACGUGAUAAACAUGAUAAUUUAAAAUCAGAUAAGAAACACAGAAAACACAAGAAACACAAAAAAAAGAAAGCCAAAUUACGUAAAAAGAAAGAAGCCGUAACUACAAAGCCGAUAAAUCUAUUAUUGAGAAUGACACCGAGUGUACAAGAGAGCCGUCUACCAGAAAAAAAGAAGACGACAAAAUCAAAAAUUAUCAUGAGAGUAAGAGAGGAUAAACCCUUGAGUGAGAUACUUAGUGAGACUGCUGCAGAAGUUUUUGUAGGUGGCGAUACUACGCUCCAAAAUGGACGACCACCUCCGAUUGUGAACAAAGAUUUACAAGACACAAAAGACGUAAUUGGCAGAUUCAGAGCAUCCAAAUCAUCAGAACUGUCACACUCGGAACAAGAUAAAAAAGACGGUUUGAGCAUAGAAACAUGGCGACGCAAAAAAGUUUUACGGAGAAUCAAUCAACCUAAGAACAAUAAAGCUGACAAACAACAGGUAAGACAAGAAACGACGGAAAUAAGGACAACAUUUGCAGAAACAACUUUAGAUCCUAUCGUCCUAAAAAAGAUACAUAAUCUUGAAAAAGAACUAUUACAUGUCAAGAAAAAGAUGCGAAAACAAAAAGCAGAGGAUACAUCUACUUCACGGUCAAGCGAAAGCGAAUCCGAUUGUUCUGAAGAGCAAAAAACUAUUGGCACUACAAAAAGUAGUAAACCCACUAUUUUCAGUAGCGCUACUCCUGUCACUUAUCCUUCAACUUCAACUACUGCGGUAUCAACAACGACUAAUGAAAAAACGACAACCAUGACUGACAGUUCAAGUGAAUCUUCAACUGAGACCGAAGAAGAACAAGAUUCGACUAAUGCUACGACUAUUAAAAUUACUAUUUCCGAAGUUGAAUUAAAAAACUUGACUACUGUAAAAAAACCACUAUCGCGUCCAACUACAACUUUUAAAACGACUGAGGUUGAUCCGCUUAUAAAUACAAAAUUAAUUGAUUCUGUCCUCGAAAAAAACGAAGAUAAUUUAAUUCAAUUCAGAGCCAGUGACGAAACAAAAUCAGUGAGGGCGAAAGGCAGAGUUGAUAAUUCAAGAGACUCGAAAAGGAAUUUAAGCAAAACACCGGCUACAAUUACGGAAAUGACUCAAGGUGUUGUUACAUCAAAAAACGACAUUUACGAGCUUCAAUUUAAUGUUCUAAUUAAAUCCACAACACCAGCGCCAGAGCCAGUAGAUAUAGUAUUUAGAAACCGUAACAAUGAUACCAGCUCAAAGGUUAAGAAUACUACCAAACAUUCAAAACAUAUGACGGACAUACCAAAUAUCGUCGAUGUUAUAAGCGUUCUGAAUUCCACAAUGAGCAUGCAAAAUAAGUUGAAGAGAUUGCAAAGUUUAAGGCGCAAGGUCGAUUUAAUGAGCGAUGACGAUUUUAAUGCUAUUUCUUAGGAAAACUCAACUGACGGAAGGGGUCACAAGCGUCAGAUAUACCAGC
Molecule: messenger RNA, 2558 nt
Organism: Hyposmocoma kahamanoa
Lineage: Eukaryota; Metazoa; Arthropoda; Insecta; Lepidoptera; Cosmopterigidae
Exons: 3
Coding region: 77-2512 (811 amino acids)
Source: RefSeq, a predicted model, not a curated record